Saccostrea echinata is the source of this 840-nucleotide messenger RNA. RefSeq lists its product as uncharacterized. Bases 1 to 840 code for a protein of 279 amino acids. The record is from RefSeq and is a predicted model, not a curated record. Lineage: Eukaryota; Metazoa; Mollusca; Bivalvia; Ostreida; Ostreidae. The transcript is spliced from 2 exons.
AUGGCCGACUCGUCGCGUACUACUCCAUCCCAGGCUCUCUCAAGCUUCUUUUACACAAACUCUAUGUUAGCACCUACGUGCAUUCUGUUCAUGAGUAUUGUUAUAAUGAUAAUUUUCUCCACGUCAAAAUCAGUUCCAAAACCACGUCCAGUUGUUUGGGGAACGGAAGCAAUUAUGACCUUCAUAAGCAUGCUUUUUACGUUUCUUGUUUGGUUCCUUGUACAUUACAACAGACGCAGAUAUUUAAGAGGGCAAGUAAGAGACGACGUGUCCAAGAAUGUUAAGCUCGUUUUCCUUUGGAUAUUUGGUCUUGGCAACAUUCUUAAUUCUGGAAUUAACAUGGCUAUCAAUAUUGACUGUUUGAUUUUUGGUGGCCCCCAGCCAUUUGAGGGUGAGCAAAUUACAAGUAUUCUUUGUCAUGUAACUGAGAUAUUUUUCUGUGUUGGGCAGUUGGGAUUUCUAAGUCUUUAUGGAUCGUAUAGAUUUAAAUCAUCGUCUCUAAUUAAUUAUGGAAUAUCUUUCAUGGUCAUAGCUCAUCUUCUUCGAUGGUGUAGAACUUUCUUUGAUUCAAUUUUGGAAGAAGGCAAGCCAUCUUUUUCAAAUAAAACGUUUGUGGAUGACUGCUUUUAUAAUUCCACCAUAGUUUCCAUUCGACAUAUGUUUAAUCCAUACAUCGGACCUAUUAUCAGUGAAUACUGUUUACUAUCUGUUGCCAUAGCUAUUAAAAUGUUUAUUACAUUUGACUUUGGCUCGUGUAUGCAAACGGAAGAAGCGACAAUGAGAUUUCUGACAGCAAUAGAAAUGUAUGAACUUUACAAAAAGACCGAUAUUUACAGAUAA